AAGAACUUUCAUGUUUGAAGCGCUUAGCAGUCAUGAAAUGUCCUCAACUGUUGCAGUUGAUAGAUGAAGAUGAAGCGCUGCCCUCCAGCCUAGAGUAUAUUGAUAUAGAAGAUUGCAGUAACCUGAUGAAGCUUCCAAAUGGUAUUCAAAAUCUUAGAUCAUUGAAAGACUUGAGUAUUAAAUGGUGCCCUAAACUAUCGUCUUUUCCAAGUGGAAGUUUUCCGUAUAUGCUAAAAAAUCUGGUAAUCUUGGGAUGUGCCUCUUUACAGUCUUUACCUAGAGGACUGGUCCACAAUGGUAGCAAAGUCAUCACCAGAUGUCAUCUUGAAAACUUAGAGAUUCUGGGGUGUCCAUCUCUCAGAUUGUUUCCAACUGAUGAGUUACCAGCUGCUCUUAAGUACCUUGAGAUCUGGGAUUGCAAUUCUAUUCCAGAGAAGUUGCUGCAGAACAAUAAAUCACUUGAAUUCAUUCGUAUUGGAAACUGCAAAAUCUUGAAAACCUUACCUCGUUUCCUGUCCACCUUUGAACAUCUCACUGAGAUGCAUGUAAAUCAAUGCUCUUCCUUGGAGUACUUCCCAGACAGUGGGUUGCCCAUCCAUAACCUCAAAACAAUGUUAAUUGCUAACUGUGAUAAUCUCAAAUCCCUACCCAAUCGGAUGCAUGACCUCACAUCCCUACAAUAUCUUACAGUAUUUGGUUGUUCACGUAUAGAAACUUUUCCAGAGGAAGGUUUUCCCCCAAACCUGCUAUCUCUUUCUAUAUGGGGCUGCAAGCGAGUAAAGCUACGCUUUGCAAUGUGGCGCCUGCACAAGCUCACUUCUCUUAAAGACUUGAGUGUUGGCGAUUUUGAUAGAGAUAUGGUUUCCUUUCCAGAAGACUCUUCAAUUCCUCCAAAUCUAGUCCACCUUCGAGUCCAGAGUCUACCUGAGCUGAAAUUUCUAUCUGAGGGGCUCCUGGACCUAGUUUCUCUUGAAGCAUUAGAUGUUUGGAAUUGCCCUAAGCUCCGGUACUUGCCAAAAAAUGGCCUGCCUAUCACUCUCGGUGUACUUCGAAUUAGAAAUUGUCCUCUACUAGAAAAAGAAUGCCGAGGUGAGAAAGGUGCCUAUUGGCCAAUUAUAUCUCUCCUUCCUCACGUGAGGAUAAAUUAUGCUGACAUCUUGUGAACAAGCACAAGCAGAUUGCAUUCCUAGAUCGACAGCAAAGAAAAGAGCAUAGUGGCCAAUUCUUCCCCACCUUCACUAGUGAGGAUACAUUAUGUUGACACCUGUUGAACAAGCACAAGCAGAUUGCAUUCUAGAUGGACAGCAAAAACCAUCGGCUAAUUCCUCUUGUUCAAUUUGCUAACUCACAAGGAGCAUAUUGUAUGACAUUGUUGGCCUUUAGAAGACAAGGAAAGAUAGAAGGUUUACUUAAUGAACAUACUCAAGAAAACGUUUUCAUAAUAUUCUUUAAUUUUAUAUUUUGGGAUGUAUCUAAAAAUUGGGUUACCCUCUCCCUAUCAUAAGGUCACACUAAGCCUCUAGUAUUGUCACACCAUAACCUUCUUGUUAUGUCUUUGUUUCUCUCAGUUUGUAAUCAAGUGUAACAAUUAGUAACAUUUUACAUUACAGGCUUUGGAAAAUAUCACAUGCAUGAUCAAGCUGUUUGGUUAUAAAUUGCGGGUAUGAUCAUCUUUGCUCCUUAUGAAAUGGCUGACUGUUAUACUAGGAGAAAAUAUGCUAAGUGGUGUCGUAUAAUGUGCUGUUCUGAUGCAAAGGUGUCAUGUUCUUUGACUUAUCAUAUUUAUAUCGAUGCUUUUUCUACGGUUAGCAUACUUUCAGUAAAGAGUUGAGGUUCCAAUAUUCUGAAAAUUGGUGGUAUGGUCAUCCCGACCUACCCCAAACUAGUAUAAUAUUUCCCCCACAGAUGUUGUCUUUAUUAUUCAGUACAAUGUGAAGUCAAUUUUUAUAACUUACUAACCACCUAGGUAACAAUUUGAAGCAUGAUUUUGUGCUUUGUUAUUGGAUGCAGUUCAACUGUGUGAUCCUUGACAAAGGAACAAGUGGCUUCCAUUUGAAGAGCAUAGGUUGAGGGGGAUCAUCUUCCAAAGCAAUAAUAUUUGGAGGAAUCUAUAAAUCAUGAAACAAAUUCCUGUGAAAUUAUUUCCUUAUAUAGCCCACUCUACUAGCAUGCUGCCGAGUCGCAGAUAAUUUCAGUUCACAUAUAGUGAUAAUGCUUGAAGGUUCAAACUGCACUCUCUCUUGAGGAAAGCUAAGCUUCCCUUCUUGAUGUCAUUCAGGUGCACCAGUCGACAACAGAAUCUUUAACUUGAAGCAAGUUUUAAGAUAGCCUAAAAAAGGGUAAAGAUUGAGCCCCAACACUUGCAUAAGACACUAGUCACUAAGCAUGCUUACAAGAAAACAAAAUUCCGAUCUUCAACCACCAUGACAAAUAAAUGCGCAUUUUGUAUGUAAAAUUCUAAUGCAAAUUAUAUUAUGAAAUCCGAUCAUCGAGUGUGGUCAACUGAAACACACCUUGUCUCUGACUUUAAAUCUCUUUAGAAUAAACUAAAAAACAAAGAUAAAAUCAUCUCAGGAAAC
Hibiscus syriacus is the source of this 2579-nucleotide messenger RNA. Its product is annotated as putative disease resistance protein At3g14460. The transcript has 2 exons. NCBI's taxonomy places the organism in Eukaryota, Viridiplantae, Streptophyta, Magnoliopsida, Malvales, Malvaceae. The coding region runs from base 33 to 1163 and encodes 376 amino acids. The record is from RefSeq and is a predicted model, not a curated record.